Molecule: messenger RNA, 885 nt
Organism: Ramularia collo-cygni
Lineage: Eukaryota; Fungi; Ascomycota; Dothideomycetes; Mycosphaerellales; Mycosphaerellaceae
Product: probable YIP5 Protein that interacts with Rab GTPases involved in vesicle-mediated transport
Exons: 5
Coding region: 1-885 (294 amino acids)
Biological process (GO): vesicle-mediated transport
Cellular component (GO): Golgi apparatus; membrane
Molecular function (GO): small GTPase binding
Source: RefSeq, a predicted model, not a curated record
AUGUCAAACAGACAGGACUACGAUGUGGUCGUCGACGUCGAUGCAGAGGGAGAUCUAGGUCAGAACGACUUGGACGACCUCGAAUUCCACAACUCCACAUUCGACACUUCACAGAAUGCAUCCCGCGCAAAGAUUCAGCCAGACCAACAAUCCUCCUUCCUUAACAACCCCUCGCGCCAACCCUCCUCCUCCAAACGCUUCCUCUGGUCCAUUGCCUUCUACCAGCAAUUCUUCGAUGUCGAUACCAAUCAGAUCCUCCUCCGCUGUCGCGCUGCAUUAUUCCCCAGACAGAACUUCCUCGAUGUAAUGGAAGGCAACCCUGAUCUCUAUGGUCCAUUCUGGAUCGCUACCACAGUCGUGGUCAUCCUUUUCUUGACGGGCACGAUAUCACAAUACUUGGCAUUCACGGGCAAGACACACUUUGCGUAUGAUUUCAGGUUAUUGUCUGGAGCAGCGGGGUUGGUGUAUGGAUACACGGCGAUUAUACCGCUUGCUCUGUGGGGAAUACUGAAGUGGUUUGGGAGCGAGAGCGCGAAUUUGAUGGAGUGUUGGGCGCUCUAUGGAYAUGCCAAUUUGAUUUGGAUCCCUGUUGCGCUGGUGAGCUGGUCGCCGUUGACUGCGUUGAACUACGCGUUUGUGGGCGUGGGAUUUGCGCUUUCGGCAGUAUUCUUGUUUAGAAAUCUCUACCCAGUCGUCUCAGCUACCGACGCGAAGACUUCGCGUAUCCUGCUCGWGAUUGUAGUCGCACUUCAUGCCGGGCUAGCUAUUGCGAUCAAGAUCCUCUUCUUCGCUCAUGGAAGUCCGGUAGCAGACAAACCAGCCGAGCCUGCACAGGGUGGUGAUGCUGCUGAGCAGGCUGUACGGAUGCUCUUUGGACGCCGCUGA